ACGAGGAAGAUAUCCCGAGGGUUGGGAGAUGGGAUAUAUACCAGAUUUCUGAUUACAUUUGGAAAACAGACAUGACACAGUUUUCGCCAACUCCUAGCUUUGUGGCUGAGUUUUCACAGCUUGAGAAGCAGCUGGGUAUAUCAACCGUGGUACCCAGCAAGGACGACCUGCAAAGUUGGCUGAAAGCGCAAACUAUUGAGAAUAGCCAUCUGAAAGAGCAACUGCAAGAAAAGCAAGCAAUGCUUAAAGCAGUGUAUGCAAUUGCAAGAGAAGGGAUAUCAGAAGGGGACCUUUCAGGAACAGCGGAAUUCAAGGUUCACAAAUUUAGUUGCCAAAUUAUGCAAGCAAUGGGUAUUGAUCCUUACAAAGUGACCCAGGAAGAGUUUAUGCAACAUGAAGAUGAUGUACAUGGAGGUACUGAGCAUGGAGCUACUGAGCAUGAAGAAGAAGAGUUACAAUUAGUUGAGACAGAGCAACAAGGAGAUGGAAGUACUGAGCAAGAGAAAGAGAAAGAUGACGCGGAAACUUCCUUCCAUGAAGAAUUUCCAUGUAUGAGCCUUGCAGCUGGAAAUACGCCAACAAUUCUGCAAGCUCAAACUGCUGCAGAGGGGCACAAAAGACCACUCAGGACAUAUAGUUCGAGUAUGAAGAGUGUGACAACUUGCAAGACUCCACCAAAGAAAAAGCCUGUCGCAAAGCAAAAGCCCACUCCUACAAAUAAUGUUGAUGAGGAGCAGAAGAAAGAUGUUGAAGAGACACCUGUUACGGAUGAGGCACAGAAGAAAGCUGCAGAUGGUGGAGUUGUGGAUGGGGCAGGUGAUGAUGUAGCUGCAAAAGUCAAUGAGGAUACACCUGGAACUUUUGAUGACAGUUCUGCUUCAACACAGUUUGAGGACUCCAUGGUGAUAACUGCUACAACACCGCAAACACAGCCUGACAAUGCUCAGACCUACAGUUUGGUCCAACUAGGAGCUAACCCUGAUGAUAUGACGAAUGUUGAAGUGAGUGAAAUGAUAGAUGAGAUCGUCAGCAACAUUAACAAAACUGAAAAUGGACCCGCAGUGACGGAGAAUGCAGAACCUACCUCAACUGCUACAACGCAGGAAAACGUUUUUAGCCUUGGAUUAGAAAAAACUCCAAAACCUGCAGGAGAGUUACUAAAGGAAGCUGCAAAUACAAUAAGAGAAAGGCAACCAUCAUUAAUACAACAACGUGUGCUGAGGAAUAGAAAAAUCCCAACACAAGAUCUGAAACAAUAUCAAAGAAAUUCAAAGAGGAUUAAGAAGAAAGCUAAUGAAGAAGAAAUGGCCGCAGUUCCAGAAGUAGAAGAAGAUAGAAUGGCUGAGGUUGCUGAAGAAGAUGAUGGAACAAUGAGAAACGAUGUGAAAGGUUCAGAAGUUAUCGAAAGGCUGGAAGGCGAGAAAAAGAAUAAAGUGCUUGAAUAUUUCAAUACUCAUCCGAAAACAGACAUUGCUUGGAUAGAAUGCGACGAAGAUGGUAACCAGAUGUUUGAUAUAUCUGGAGAACUAAUGCUACAGCUUACAAAGAAAGAAUCCUAUUUGGAGUCAGAAUUCAUCGACUUCUACAUUAGCAGAUUGAAGACAAAGAUGAACUCUAACAGCAAGUAUGACAAAGCGAUAUUCCUGUCGCCAAAAGCAUACAUCUCUUACUUGAAGGAUUACGAAGAAUUCAAGAAAUUUUGGAUUCCGAAGCUUGCGAAGGAGUAUGUCAAGUACAAGAACGAUGCAGUCAGACUUUUCGCCCCAAUGUGCAACAAAAACACACACUACACACUGCUGGAGUAUGACUUGAGGAGCUCUAAUCCUUGGUCCUACAUGAACUCGUCAAACGUUAAGGAACUCAAGGGUGAACACCUUCUUCAAGCCAAGAAAUAUGCAUUUGCAAUUACUACAGAACUCAGACUACGCUGUCCUUUUGCUCUUGGGAUGAAUGAAAAUGCCAAGAAUCUCAAUGCGCCCCCACAAGGUACAAUUCCUGACUGUCUUCCAUGUGUAUGCAAUUACAUGAAGAUCAGGAUGAAGAAUAAACCACUUGACAAAAAAUUAACCUCAACUAUGAUGCUAUGGUGGACUGAUAAGCUGAACCGCAUGAGAGGAAGCAUGCUAUACAAGAUUCUUUCGGAUCCAUCUAGAGAUGUGUAAAGCAGUCAUUAGGAUUAGAAAAAAUUCUAUACUCGCAAAUAUGUUGUUAGC
Papaver somniferum (opium poppy) is the source of this 2213-nucleotide messenger RNA. RefSeq lists its product as uncharacterized. Gene Ontology annotation, molecular function: cysteine-type peptidase activity. The record is from RefSeq and is a predicted model, not a curated record. Gene Ontology annotation, biological process: proteolysis. The transcript is spliced from 6 exons. NCBI's taxonomy places the organism in Eukaryota, Viridiplantae, Streptophyta, Magnoliopsida, Ranunculales, Papaveraceae. Bases 72 to 2162 code for a protein of 696 amino acids.